AUGGCGCGUGGACCCGUGAAGCACCAGAAGCGCCUCAGCGCGCCCUCGCACUGGCUCUUGGACAAGCUGUCCGGUGCCUACGCCCCCAAGGCCUCGCCCGGUCCUCACAAGCUCCGCGACUCCCUUCCCCUCAUCAUCUUCCUCCGCAACCGUCUUAAGUAUGCGCUCAACGCCCGCGAGGUCAACGCCAUCCUUAUGCAGCGUCUGGUCAAGGUCGACGGCAAGGUCCGCACUGACAGCACCUUCCCCACUGGAUUGAUGGAUGUCAUCUCCAUUGAGAAGACUGGCGAGAACUUCCGUCUGAUCUACGACACCAAGGGCCGCUUCACCGUCCACAGGAUAACAGACGAGGAGGCACAAUACAAGCUCGGCAAGGUCAAGCGUGUUCAGCUUGGCAAGGGCGGAAUUCCCUACUUGGUUACGCACGAUGCGCGAACGAUCCGUUACCCCGACCCCGCCAUCAAGGUCAACGACACCGUCAAGGUCGACCUUUCGACCGGCAAGAUUUCCGACUUCAUCAAGUUCGACACUGGCGUCAUCGUCAUGGUCACUGGUGGUCGUAACAUGGGCCGUGUUGGUGUCAUCACCCACCGUGAGCGCCACGACGGAGGCUUCAACAUUGUCCACAUCAAGGACGCUGUUGACAACGAGUUCACCACUCGUGAGUCCAACGUCAUUAUCAUUGGAAAGGAGAAGCCAUGGAUCUCUCUGCCAAAGGGCAAGGGUGUCAAGCUCUCGAUCGCUGAGGAGCGUGAUCGUCGCCGUGCGUACGCCCUCGCUGGUCACUAAAUGUGACACGGGCGGGUGUGUAGUAGUAGGUUAGCGUAUGAAGUACCCAUGAAUUCAUGAGCAUUGGUGCAGGACUCGGAAACUCGAAAAAAAAAAACCAGGCGUUCGUGACCCCGUGUGGGGAGGUUGACGCGGAUCUUGCGGAUCUGCUUAUCAUAGGAAUACCAUGAGUGAGGCCGAGAAUCAAACAAAUAAACAGUCGAGAAGCCUUGGGGCUCAAA
This is a messenger RNA of Bipolaris maydis ATCC 48331, 1010 nucleotides long. Its product is annotated as 40S ribosomal protein eS4. The record is from RefSeq and is a predicted model, not a curated record. Gene Ontology annotation, cellular component: ribosome; cytosolic small ribosomal subunit. Lineage: Eukaryota; Fungi; Ascomycota; Dothideomycetes; Pleosporales; Pleosporaceae. Gene Ontology annotation, biological process: translation. Gene Ontology annotation, molecular function: RNA binding; structural constituent of ribosome.